AUGGCUGAUGUAAAUAAUUUCCAAAGCUUUCCGCACUUUUCACAGCUGCCAAAGGAGGUACGGCUUAUGAUCUGGGAGAUGGCGUUACCAUGUCCCAGAAUUGUGAGUGUAGAGAUGAGGUCGCUGAGGAAGACAUAUCUGGAAUGGGAACGGGAAAAGGAGGUCAGCAACAAGACAGCGGAAAACACCAGUGACAGCGAAACAAUGCCCGAAGCGUCCAGGGCUACCUCUCUCGACUGUGAGCGUCCUGGGGUCGAUCCACCACCCAUAGAUGGGCACCUUCCAGGGAUCAAGUCGAAUACUCCUCCGCCACAAAUACUACUCGCCUGCCACGAAUCAUUUGCUGUUGCAACAAAGUUCUACGAGCGCGUAUUUUCUAUUCAUCCUUCGUCUCCAGAAACCUAUUUCAACUUCUAUCAGGACACUUUAUACAUCCGGCACGACACAUUUAGUUGGUAUUCUGAGGGCGCCGAGUCAAUAAUCGACGGCCUCGUUUGUUUCAGUGUUCACAACGAUAAGGAGUUGAAUCGUGUCAAAAAUCUCGCCGUUCUAUUAGAUCCUAAAAGCAUUGUCUCUGUCGAGGAAUGGUUAGUUGGGCUAUUGUGCUUCUUUCGAGGAGUUGAAAGACUCUCGCUUGUUGUACAACACUACCAUCAAGAUGAUUUCGCCUCUCCUCUCUGUCUGAUCGAGCCGAUCGACGUCGAUGCGGCAUGGCUUAAUCUCCAGCUCUUCUUGUCGGACCCAUAUAAACAGGAGGAGAUACCGGAAAUACCAAGUAAUGAUAACAUGGGAUUGGCGGAUGUAGACCUGGAGGUGCUUAGGGUUGCGAUUGAAGCUGAAAUGGGCCAGGACUAUGUCGCCCCGAAAAUCGAAUGUGGAGUGAUCGUUACCCGAGACUUCAAAGAGUACUUGGAUUCUUUGCUAGAAAGAUGUUUAUUCGAUUCUGGAUAGGGAUUGUGACGAAUUCUGGGGAGUUUCUGAGAAUAUGAACGAGAGUGAAGAUAUAUUGUGGCUACCUUUUACUAGAGCCAAUUUUUUUUAGAUAGUAGAUUUUUUUGGUAAUUUUAGCUCAG
Molecule: messenger RNA, 1073 nt
Organism: Hyaloscypha bicolor E
Lineage: Eukaryota; Fungi; Ascomycota; Leotiomycetes; Helotiales; Hyaloscyphaceae
Exons: 1
Coding region: 1-951 (316 amino acids)
Source: RefSeq, a predicted model, not a curated record